ACCAAUUCACCCCAUCAAGGUGGAUCCAUUCAAAACGUCGUUCCCCCCCCCAGGCCCGGUACAUUUUGGUAUCCACUGCUCGUGCCAGGCCCGCUCGCUCCAGGUCGUCCCGUCCUCCAGAAGGACCACAGUGGAGUUCAGUUCCGUUUCCUGAUUGCCGCGUUGCGCUGCCCUGCGCAUGAUCCUGUCGUCGACGACAAGCACGAGCCGGUCAGCAUGGAUCGAUUGAACUGAAUGAACACCACACAACCUCGCCUGCCUGCGAUUCAUAUUCAUCUUUAACGAAUAGGUAUUACCCUGCCAUUAGUCACGAGACCUGUGUCGCCGUUUCUCGACCUUUCGACUGUACCAAGGACGAAACGACCAAGCCAACUUUUGGGCGCCAUACUUAGCAUGUGGGAUUAGGUCAACUGCGAUAAUCAAACGCUUCACGCUUCAUGCUCCAUGCUUGAAAAGCGCGACAGUCCACGAAAGCAUCCGUCAGAUAAUCAACCUCCAAGACAGGCAACAGGCCGACAGGUGCCAAGGAAUCCGCAGCUAUGGCGCACCCUUCGACGCCCGCAGGACACUCUCCCUCCAUCUUUGGAGGACCAACCCCAGUCAUGUCCGGCGCUGGACAACCUUCGAUCCCCUCCUCGUCCAUGACGACUUCAACUCUCACACCAGCCUCGGCUGCCUCUUCUACCAAUACCUACAUUAUGCCAAACUCUCCCUUCAAAAACCGUGGUGAUGGGUACCGUCCCAAAGUAACACGGACUCUCGGACAGCGUCCUGCCUGUCUUGUCAACGCAUCCGUCACCUACUGCGGCAACAACCAAAUCUACGCUUUCGGCGGUUUCGAUCAAUACACAGACGAGGUCUACAAUCAUGUGCUAAGACUGGACCUGGUCAGUCAUCAAUGGAGCCUGGUUGACAACUAUGGCGACAUUCCCGGUGUUCGAAUGGGCCAUACUGCGACCCUGUAUAAGGGAGACAAACUCUUGGUGUUUGGUGGCGAAAACGAACACAGAACCUAUUUAUCCGACCUCAUAAUCUUCGAUCUCAAAACCGCACACUGGACCCAGCCACAAGUGACAGGACCAAUUCCCAAAGGUCGCGCGCGACAUGCGGCCGUUCUACACCAAGACAAGCUUUUUAUCAUUGGCGGGAUUACGGGUCACGACAACUACGUUCUCGACGACAUCUGCUACUUGGACUUGAAGACGUUCACUUGGUCAAGAUCCUGGCGUUUUGUGGGCCGGUUCGAUCAUUCAGCAUAUAUAUGGGGUGAAAGGGUAUGGGUAUUCGGGGGUCUCAGCGAGGAGAUGGACAAGGUUAGCGACAUCUGGUGGCUAGAUCUCAAGGGAAGUCCGGCAUUCGAUUCACCCCCACAGAUUGGCUCGAUGGACCGCUCCGGUAUGGCUCGAAGCGCCAUUUCGCCAAGGCCCUCCUACCCUGCAGCACAAUCCCCGAUUGUUGGGUCGUCUGGGUAUGCCGCAAACUCGAGGACUGCGCAAGUCAACCCUCCGUCGUUCCAUCUCAAGACCUACGCUCCUCCUGCACCCGGUGCUGUUUCGGCUCUCAAGUUUGUCAACGGUCCGAACGUGCCAUCGCAGGGACAGGGUAUUCAUUUCCAUGUCUACUCGUCAGGUACCCUUCUGGACUUUGUUACACCAGCGGCGACAAUCUCGUCCAAGGAAUGCUCAUUGUCUGCUCUCGAUCUGGGGUCUCUCCGAUGGCAGAAGUUGGCCGACGGCCGGGAGAUAUUCAAGCCUGGAUAUCGCUGGCACUAUUGCACCAUGAACGAAGACGGCACCAAGGCCUGGCUACUUGGGUGUCCCACGGAGCCGAAUGUACUGGAUCAUGGAGGUACUGGCCUCGAGGAGUACUUGUCCGAUAUCAUGGAAAUUGAUCUGCGCCGGUACGGGUUCUUGGGAAACAAUUUUGCCCCUGAACCACGCGCGGACUUCACACGGCCAUCUUCUCGAGCGCGUCAUAUCGAACAGCCGUCCAAAGGGCUAGGAUGUGAUCUCGCCAAACUCUUCGACCAGCCUCCCGAGACCGGAAGUGGCACGGAUUUCAUCGUCACAGCUCUUUCUCGCGAAUACGAUGAGGACGAGAUCAUAGGCUCUGCGCUCGUUCACACUUCCGACUCGAUGGACGGUGAUCAGACCUGGCUGUCGCCGGAUGCGCCCACGUCUCCGCCAAUUCACGUUCAUCGACUGAUUCUUCAGGCGCGCUGGCCACACUUUGCACGCCUAUGGUCGAGCCAAAUGGCCGAAUUUCACACGAAGAAGAUGCAUAUCCCUGAGCCCUACAGUGUUGUCAAGGCAUUCUUAUACUAUCUAUAUACGGACCGUAUCGACCCGGGAUCUGAAGAGGACGAGAGCAUCACGGCCGACCUGUCAGACGUGGCCGGCCUUCUUGUCAUGUCCAAUAUCUAUAACAUUCCACAUCUUCGCCUCCUUUGCGUAAAUAGAUUGGCGAAGGAGCUUGACGUGGAUCACGCAUGUAUCAUCUGGUACUGCGCCGGCAUGGCGAAUGAAGAGUGGCUGCGGAAACGGGCUGCCACCUUCUGUAUGACGCACUGGGGCAGGGUUGUACGCACGCUCGGUUUCCAGAGGCUUCCUCGGGCGGCUCUGGUGGAGCUCUCGCAGGAAGUUGAUAUGGAAGGCCGUGUGGUUGGCGGUGACGAGCUUGAUUUGAUGGUGGGGAUCGAUGGUCGUUACCACGACGGAGGGUCUGGCUCGUCACGGCGUAAAGGGAGCAUUAGUAGCAACCAUACGCAAGUGCUUGAAAGCGAGCUUGAUGAAGACGAGGGCAUGGAGAUGUCAUGAACAGCUAGGUUCCGCUUUCUGUCACGGCAGAGGAUGUCUUUUCACCUCGUCGUUAUUCUCCUCGUCAUUAGAUUUGUUCCAUACACAAGCACGGACUGGAAAGAGUGGCUAGUUGGACAAAAGGGCGGGCCUUUAGCACGACGGGAAUCGGCACUGAAGGGGUCGCAGGCCCGCUAGAUGUGUUAGGUCCCUAGUCAGGACUUUGGGUUGAGGUAUGACCGAUGUGAUGGAUAGGAUAGGUUGGGCAGACUUGGCUUUUCGUGCGAUGAGCUUCUCGGCCAUCCUUUAGUAAGGAGGCAUUCAGGAAACCCAAUGGGAUCGGGGAAAGAUGCUUACUAUUCCACAGAGGCAUUGCAAAGGCGUUGGCGUAAUUGAUGGGUAUUCAUUGUUAGCGUGCAUGUAAGACUGGUCGUUUCUCCUUUCUGUCCUACGGCUAGUAGUGUCCAUAUUGGCAAUCCGAACUAUUAUUCGGACAUUCAUACGCACUGAUCUGAAUUUGAGGUUGGCUUGUUGAUUAGGUCUUGAAAGAGAACAGCAUCGAGCAAUUACAAAACAACCGACCUUGGUUGCAACCUGCCAGAAUCAUCGAUAUACCGCACCCCCUGAACUUGGAAGUUGGCGAGCUUAAUACGUUGACGUGCAAGCAUUUCUCAAUCCACCAUGUUAAGGAACAAUUAUACUGCGUACAUCCACGUUUUCC
Neurospora crassa OR74A is the source of this 3516-nucleotide messenger RNA. RefSeq names its product kelch repeat-containing protein. Gene Ontology annotation, molecular function: protein binding. The record is from RefSeq and is a predicted model, not a curated record. Gene Ontology annotation, cellular component: cell cortex of cell tip. Bases 540 to 2816 code for a protein of 758 amino acids. Lineage: Eukaryota; Fungi; Ascomycota; Sordariomycetes; Sordariales; Sordariaceae. The transcript has 2 exons.